Poecilia latipinna (sailfin molly) is the source of this 857-nucleotide messenger RNA. Its product is annotated as sodium/potassium-transporting ATPase subunit beta-2-like. Gene Ontology annotation, molecular function: ATPase activator activity. Lineage: Eukaryota; Metazoa; Chordata; Actinopteri; Cyprinodontiformes; Poeciliidae. Gene Ontology annotation, cellular component: sodium:potassium-exchanging ATPase complex. Bases 93 to 767 code for a protein of 224 amino acids. The record is from RefSeq and is a predicted model, not a curated record. Gene Ontology annotation, biological process: potassium ion import across plasma membrane; sodium ion export across plasma membrane; intracellular sodium ion homeostasis. The transcript has 7 exons.
UCUUCUAAUGAGCUGCUUCCUGAUUGGUUCUUCUAAUGAGCUGCUUCCUGAUUGGUUCUCUCUAACGAGCUGCUUCCUGAUUGGUUCUUCUAAUGAGCUGCUUCCUGAUUGGUUCUCCUGUUCCAGGUAUGAUGAUCCGUCCUAAAGGCGACCAGCUGGAGAUCAGGUACUCCAUGUCGGACCCAGAGAGCUGGAACGGCUUCGUCCAGAACCUCAAUGCCUUCCUGAGCUCCUACAACGACAGCCACCAGGUGCAGCUGAACGAUGAUUGCCCACCUGAUCAGUAUUUCAUCCAGGAGGACAGUGGAGAGGUGAGGAACAAUCCCAAACGCUCCUGUCAGUUCAACCGCACCAUGCUGGGAGACUGCUCAGGGUUGGAGGACCGUUUCUAUGGUUACAGCAAAGCCCAGCCCUGCAUCCUGAUCAAACUGAACCGGGUGAUUGGGAUGUUACCUGGGAAGGAUGGACAAUCUCCUUAUGUCACCUGUGGAGCCAAGAAGGAGGACAGAGAGAAGACGGGACCUCUGGCCUAUUUCCCUGUUAACGCAACCUUUAACCUCAUGUACUAUCCGUACUACGGGAAGAAAGCUCAGGUGAACUACACCCAGCCCCUGGUGGCCGUGAAGUUCCUGAACGCCUCUCUGAACACCGACAUCAACGUGGAGUGUAAGGUGACGUCCAACACGCUGCUGGCCGGCAGCGAACGAGACAAAUUCGCCGGACGGGUUUCCUUCAAGCUGAGGAUCGACGGCCAGGAAGCUCAGUGAUGCAUUCACUGACCAAAUACAGAAUCACUUCACACAUUAGUGGUUCAUUGAUUUUAUUCUUCUCUUGGAAACCCAACCUGAGUCACUCAU